AUGAAUAAGAAGAGAAACAGACAAAUACUUGUUUGUGCCAACUGCCACAAGAAGAAAAGAAAAUGUGACAAAGAAGUGCCCUGUUCGAGCUGUAUUAAAUUAAGCAUUGAAAGUACGUGCUCGUAUAGUUCCUUAUCGCGUAAAAGACAACACGUAAUGGACGAUGAACUCUGCGCUACUCAGGAAUUUUCCAAGCAAAAUAGCAGGGAGACCACGGAUGAGUUAACUGAGAGUAUAAAUGACGAACACCGUGAAGACUUAAGUGACCGAAUUGAGACUCUCAAUAGAAAAGUAAAAGAAUUAGAAACUGUUUUAACUACAUCUGCGUUAGGUAACAACCCAAAUUCCAUACCCAUAAAUUAUAUAGAGGGGCGAGAUACGUUUAUGCAAGAAUUAAGAAAUUCGUCAAAAUCGGUUUGCUUAAACCGGGAAGCUAAUAGGGGAUUGAUAGGUUUCAAUCCAGUACAACUGGAUGAGAGAAAAUUCAAUUUUUUAAAUACAUUCAACACAAGCUCUAAUGUCCCAGUUUCUCCAUAUGGUCCAUUAAGGUAUCUUAUCUUAAUAAAACAAGAUCCUGCAGGAGUAUUAUUAACUAGCUAUUUUAAAUCGCCUUCAUCAAAGAAUUUUGAACAUUUCUCAUCGCCACAUAUUGCUGACCUAGAAAAAUUGGAUGAAAAGUCCCGUCAUUUCUAUGCCGAUAGUUAUAUUAAGAAGGUAGGAAAAGACUGUACUAUGGCUGAUAUUAUUGAAGUGAAGGAUGCAAUCUCUAAGUUCGGACUAACUUUAGGAUUAAGUUUUAACACAGCAGCACAGCUUGAGAAUGAGAACAGUUUAUUGGAUAAAAUAAAGUUUAUAUUGCCGAAUAAUAAUGCACUCAAUUUACUUUUAAACUUAUUCUUUGAAAUUCUAUAUCCCCAUUUUCCAAUCUUAGAUGAAGCUAGUUUCCGGUCAGAUAUUCUUCGAAUAUUUGGCGAAGAGCUUAAUGAUUCCCAAAGAAAUAGAAUAGAAACCAUAAAAAUCAGGAAUAGACAUGAUAUAGCGGUUGUUGUAACACUAUUAAUACUAAUCAGAUUAAGUUAUUUAUCGUUAUUUAAUAACGAUGUGCGGAAAAAUGAAAACAUGUUAAAUUCACAAAAUUAUUCAUUAUAUAUCAGAAACAAAAAAUAUCUUUUAGAGAAUCCCAUACCAAUAGAAACAAUAGAUAUAGCGAAAUUAUGUAUUAGAGAAUUAGACCUAAUUUCGUUACCAAACUUGGCAAUUUUUCAGGCCUCGCUCAUGAUGCAGAUUUAUCAAACCUAUGCGCCCGAAGAGAAUACUUUCACUAGAACAGAAUCUCCAGUUAGUAUCGGAAACUUGUAUCAAAUGGCAAAUUCCUUGUUUUUAAAUAGAGACCCGGACUAUAUUCUAUAUUACGCUGAUAGGAGAAUGGAGGAAAAAGUGAAAAUAUUGAGUCGGCGUUUAUGGUAUUUUUUAACUAUCUUAGAUAUUGAAGAUUCAAUAUUAUACGGCACUCAAAUUUAUACCGUUCAGUCAAACUAUGAUACGAAGAUACCAUCAGUCCCUAGAAAUAGUCCUGAUCGCCAUAUGGGUAUAGAAACUGAAAUAGUAACCGCAAUAGAAGCUUUGCAGCCUGUAAUUAAAUCUGCACAUGGGUAUCUAGAAAGAAUAUUCAGGGUCAAUUCAGAUAUGACAAUAUCUGAGUUGGCUAAAUACUUGUCUGGCUUUGAAAUUCUAGUUCAAGAAAAUUUAGGAACACUAAAUGAUUAUCUUAAUACUGACAUGACUGUUCCCAAAUUCUUGAAGAUACAAAAAUUUAAAUUAUAUUUAUAUUGCAAAAUUAUGCUACUGUCAACCUAUUAUUGCUUAUUCCUUUAUUAUGAGGUAAAUAAGAACUUACUGUUGAGUCUUUUUUAUUUGAAAAAACUUAUACAAACUAUAGGUUCUGAAUUGGCAGGCAUCUCUAGGAGCCUUAUGGAUAAUUGCGAUGAAUAUUUUGGUCCGGCGUUUACGUUGAUUUUGAGUCCUAUAUUGCAAAUAUUUAGUCGUAUGGAACUGCUUACAUUUCUGAUCCAAAUGCGAGUAAAGUGUACACAGAAGUCAUUAGAAAAGAAAUUUCUUGCGAGAGUUAUGAGUAAGGAGACCUUAAAGCUAUAUGAUAAAACACUUGAGAACCUAUUAUCUGUUUUUAGUAGUUUAAUGAAUUCUAAUAGAAAUUUCAUGAGCCUGUUCAAAACCAGAUAUUAUUUCGCUUGGAAAUAUACACAGUCAAUUAUAUAUGGUUUGAACAUUGUUGCUGACGACAAUCUUUAUGCUGAUGAAGAAAAAACAGAGAAUGCUUCGUUAAAGUAUUCUUUACAUGAUAUUUGUGAGCUAGAAAAUUUAUUAACAUCUUGUGUAAACUCUAAGGAAAAGGAUUCGAGCUGUCCUAAAAAUGACAUAUCCACGUUUAGUCGUUACAGAAAAAUUGACAAAGAUUCAAUAGGAAAUCAAGAAGAUGCUGGAUCAAUAAGGGAUUUAAUGCACGACAUUCAAGUGGACAAAUUAUGGAGACUGUUGGAUUUUUUUAAAGAAGAAUCCUAUGGCCGUCAUUUCAGAGGCAUAUGGUCAAAGUUUGAAAAAUCUGAAACUAACCGCGAUUCAUUUCCAGGGAAUUUAUCACUUGAAAAUUCAAAUGUUAUAGCCAAUACUGAAAUUGAUGUCAUGCUCCAGGAGAGCGAUCCUUUUAGGGAAUUCGGGAUUGAAGACUUUUUUUUUGAUAAUGAGUUUUACAACAGACUUAGUCAUCUUCAUUAA
Molecule: messenger RNA, 2793 nt
Organism: Debaryomyces hansenii CBS767
Lineage: Eukaryota; Fungi; Ascomycota; Pichiomycetes; Serinales; Debaryomycetaceae
Product: DEHA2F26906p
Exons: 1
Coding region: 1-2793 (930 amino acids)
Biological process (GO): regulation of transcription by RNA polymerase II; DNA-templated transcription
Cellular component (GO): nucleus
Molecular function (GO): DNA-binding transcription activator activity, RNA polymerase II-specific; RNA polymerase II cis-regulatory region sequence-specific DNA binding; zinc ion binding
Source: RefSeq, a predicted model, not a curated record